This is a messenger RNA of Hemibagrus wyckioides, 2111 nucleotides long. Its product is annotated as macrophage mannose receptor 1-like. The transcript has 5 exons. The record is from RefSeq and is a predicted model, not a curated record. The coding region runs from base 725 to 1807 and encodes 360 amino acids. Lineage: Eukaryota; Metazoa; Chordata; Actinopteri; Siluriformes; Bagridae.
CUCAGGACCUCAGGAUCUCAGGACCUCAGGACCUCAGGAUCUCAGGACCUCAGGACCUCAGGAUCUCAGGACCUCAGGAUCUCAGGAUCUCAGGAUCUAACUCUAUAUAACUAUAAACUGUUAAAGUGUGAGAUUAUUUCUUACUUUAGACCUGAAUAAGAACCGAGCUCUAACCUGUGUGAUGAUUCCAUCACAGCUCCUACAUGUUCAGGUUGGACUCACAGCCACACCUGGAGAUUAAUAAUAAACAUCAUUCCUUAAUUUUCUGUCCACUCUGUCCUGCACUGUUUAAGUAAAGUUCCACAACAGAAGGAUAAAUGUGGACCAUUUCCUCAGGAGAGAUCCAACAUGUGGGAAAUGAAGUCAUGCAGAAAACAGAAGCUGCAGCACCAAACACAUGCAAAUGUCUAAACACGGACUGGACAGUGAAUAAAACGCUCUGUCCACUGUGGAAUGUGUCAGGAGCAUGGACAGUGGUGUUUCUGAUGAUAUUUUAGUUUAAUGAUUAAUCCAGCGAGUCUGCAGCGGUCACAAAGCCUCUCAGUGUGACGCAGGAGCACUUCAGCUCAUUUACUCUUCCUUUUUUCUGUAAAUGACACACGUAUUAGUUCAUCAGCUCCUGAACACGUGAUCAUGUGGACGAUAAAGGGGUUCCAUUCCAGCGUGAAGCCUCCGUCCAGCAGAGAACAGCUCAUCAGGGCAUCACCUCAGUGCUGGUGUCACCAUGGUAACCAUGUGGGUCCUGCUCCUCCUGCUCUCAGCUUCUUCUCCUCCAGUCCACAGUCUCCUCACUUCACUCCAUUUCAUUCCGGGUGACAUGAUUUACACUGAGGCUCGGGAAGCUUGCAGAGAAAAAUACACCGACCUCGUCACUGUGUACUCUGAUGAAGAAAACACUGAACUUUAUAACAGGAUGAUAAAGGAUGGUAUCAGUUACAGCUGGAUCGGACUCUAUCGUGGUCAGUUCAGUGAGAAAUGGUCUAAUGGUGAUCCUGUAACAUUCAGAAAUCUGACAGGGGAUUGUGGGACAUCAGACUGCUGUGCUGCUAUGAAGCCUGAUGGUUCAUGGGAAAGUCUUCAGUGCAGAGGGACAAGAUAUUUCAUGUGUUAUGAAGAAGAUGCUUCCUCACAGACUCCUAAUUAUCAUCUAAUCCCUGAGACUAAGACCUGGUAUGAAGCUCAGCAUUACUGCAGACAGAUAUACACUGACCUGGUCAGCAUCAGAGAUCAGCAGCACAAUGAAGAGGUGAAGAUUAAAGGGUUAAACAGCACCAUGUCCUUCUGGAUCGGCCUGCUGCAGGAUGACUGGCAGUGGACUGAUGGAGGAAACUCCACCUACAGAAACUGGGCUAUCGGAGAACCUUCAUCAUCACCAUCCGACUGUGUAAUACUGAGGAAGGAAGAAUUGAGAUGGUGCUCAGUCCCGUGCGAUAAUAUUCACUCUGCUCUGUGCUCCAACACUUCCAUCCAUGUGAGUGAAGUGACUCUGAGCUGGGAGAAAGCUCUGGAUUACUGUCAGGAAGAGAACAGAGCUGGAAUUCUGAUCAUCGAUUCUCAGGCUGAACAGGAAACAUUGGAGUCUGAGCUCAUGAAGAGGCGUGUCCCUCCAGGGUCUCUGUGGGUGGGGCUCGGCCCGAAGCGCGUCUCCGAGCUGAAGGUGUCGUCCGGUCCGCUGACCUGCGAGGACGUAGAGAGACAGACAGAAGCUCAGCAGUCUCACUGCACUGCUGACACACACACUGCAGAAGCAGCACCUGAUUAUGUGAUGGACUCCACUGAACUUAGAGUCGUGUGUCAGUUGAAGUAAAAGGUGUUUUUCUCGAUGCUGGAAGAACUGAGCACUGCACACGUUAGUGUUUUCAUCACAAACUCACCUGAACACUUCAUUAUGCACUUGUUCACUAGGUGAUGAGGGGAAUCAGGUGUCAUAGAGCAGGAAAAAGCUCUAUAAAAAGUGUGCAGGAAUAUAUUAAUGAGAGUUAGCUGAACAAAAUGUCUUUAAAUAUUACUGGGAAAUGUUUUACGUGUUAAUUUUUCUUUAAUUAUCAAUUAACAUUAUUUUAUAUAUUAAUAAAUGAAUAUUCAUUCUGUUUAAAUAUUAAUAAACUGUA